AAGUUUUCUCAAGUUGAUUGCUGCACGCUAUACUCUUGAUUGUAUCAUAGUGCAACCAGAUUAAGAUCACAUUGUCAAGUCGUGCACUAUGGCCGCUGAAGGCAAGACAGAGACGCAGUAUGAGCAUAAGAACACAGGCAAUCUCUUUUCUUAUGGCUCUACUGUAAAGUUAGAUGCUCCCAAGUUGGAAGACAGAUAUUGGGAUAAGCUUGGUCGUCCUUCCGCUAUACCCCUAGGAAAAGGUGUUGCAUCUGAGCAGGGCAAGAAUUCAUUACAGUCUCCUAUUGGAUCUAUCCAAGCAGCUUCAUCAGUAGUAGAGGGGUCUUUACCUUCUUCCAAUCCUGAGACUGUGACUGUGAAUAUCAACAACUCAGAGUAUGAGGAGUUCUUAGCACACAGAUCUACUCAAUCGUCAGCCUCUAUAGUUAUGAUAGACAGUGCUAUGUCUGUUGAUACUGCUCCACAUGAUACAGGACUUGCAAAUUGGGAAGACGAUUGGUGAAGGCUAAGAGAAAGGGGGCAUCUACUUUCCGUCUGAUUCUGUGGGUAUUGCAAUUGUCUCGACUUCUUCAUUGUCCUCCUC
Nymphaea colorata (pocket water lily) is the source of this 583-nucleotide messenger RNA. RefSeq lists its product as uncharacterized. Bases 89 to 502 code for a protein of 137 amino acids. The transcript is spliced from 2 exons. The record is from RefSeq and is a predicted model, not a curated record. Lineage: Eukaryota; Viridiplantae; Streptophyta; Magnoliopsida; Nymphaeales; Nymphaeaceae.